AUGGGUGCGGCAGUUACAAGAACGGAUUUUGAAUGGGUUUACACGGAAGAACCUCACGCCAGUCGGCGUAAAGAAAUACUGGCCAAGUACCCACAAAUAAAAAAAUUAUUCGGCUAUGAUCCAAAGUUCAAGUGGAUAGUUUUAUUAAUGAUUAGCAUUCAAGUUGUUUUAAUGCAUUUAAUGGUGAAUCAAUCUUGGACGAUAAUUCUCUUAACUGCAUAUUGCAUCGGUGGAGUCAUUAAUCAUUCAUUAAUGUUAGCCAUACAUGAAAUCUCUCAUAAUUUAGCUUUCGGUCAUGCAAGACCUCUUGCGAAUAGAAUCUUUGGUAUGUUUACAAAUCUAGUCAUUGGGUUUCCAUUUUCGGUGACGUUUAAAAUAUACCAUUUGGAGCAUCACAGGUAUCAAGGAGACGAAAAACUAGACACGGAUAUUCCGACGUAUUUAGAAGCGAAAUUAUUUUGCACGACGUUUGGAAAAUUCGUUUGGUUGUUUUUCCAACCUCUUUUCUACGCUCUUAGACCCAUAUUUACGUAUCCGAAAUCUCCGACGACGUUGGAAUUGAUCAACGUCGUCAUACAAUUGAUUUUCGACGUUUUCGUUUAUUAUUAUUUUGGAGGAAAAGUUCUCGCUUAUCUCACAAUAGGAUCCUUACUCGCGAUGGGUUUACAUCCGGUCGCCGGUCAUUUCAUAUCCGAACAUUACAUGUUCAAAAAAGGAUUUGAAACGUAUUCGUAUUACGGUCCUCUCAAUUGGAUAACUUUCAACGUGGGUUAUCAUAACGAGCACCACGAUUUUCCCGCCGUACCCGGUUCCCUUUUACCGGAGGUGAAAAAAAUCGCUCCGGAAUAUUAUGAUAAUUUACCACAGCAUAAUUCAUGGACUGGAGUCUUGUACGAUUUCGUCAUGGAUCCGGACAUUGGACCCUAUGCGAGAAUCAAAAGAAAACAUAAAGGAUUCUCGACGUGA
Messenger RNA from Pediculus humanus corporis (human body louse), 966 nucleotides. RefSeq names its product dihydroceramide desaturase, putative. Gene Ontology annotation, cellular component: membrane. The transcript has 6 exons. Gene Ontology annotation, molecular function: sphingolipid delta-4 desaturase activity. The coding region runs from base 1 to 966 and encodes 321 amino acids. Lineage: Eukaryota; Metazoa; Arthropoda; Insecta; Psocodea; Pediculidae. The record is from RefSeq and is a predicted model, not a curated record. Gene Ontology annotation, biological process: ceramide biosynthetic process.